Molecule: messenger RNA, 1081 nt
Organism: Chrysochloris asiatica (Cape golden mole)
Lineage: Eukaryota; Metazoa; Chordata; Mammalia; Afrosoricida; Chrysochloridae
Gene: DNAJB13
Product: DnaJ (Hsp40) homolog, subfamily B, member 13
Exons: 8
Coding region: 22-972 (316 amino acids)
Cellular component (GO): cytosol
Molecular function (GO): protein-folding chaperone binding
Source: RefSeq, a predicted model, not a curated record
AGGAACUACUGCCAGCCAGCCAUGGGCCAAGAUUAUUACUCUGUGCUUCAGAUCACUCGUAACUCAGAGGAUGCCCAGAUCAAGAAGGCGUACCGGAAACUUGCUCUGCAGAAUCACCCACUGAGGUCAGUUGAGCCAACUUCAGCAGAGAUAUUUAGGCAGAUAGCAGAGGCCUACGAUGUUCUGAGUGACCCUGUGAAGAGAAGCAUUUAUGACAAGUUUGGAGAGGAAGGUCUGAAAGGUGGGAUCCCUCUGGAAUUUGGAUCACAGACUCCAUGGACAACUGGUUACGUCUUCCAUGGCAACCCUGAAAAAAUUUUCCAUGAGUUCUUCGGGGGAGACAACCCCUUCAGUGAGUUUUUUGAUGAAGAAGGAAAUGAGGUGGAUUUAAACUUUGGAGGCCUCCGGGGCCGAGGGGUCAAGAAGCAGGACCCCUCAAUUGAACGAGACCUCUACCUGUCCCUGGAGGACUUGUUCUUUGGCUGCACCAAGAAAAUUAAGAUCUCCAGGAGGGUGCUGAAUGAGGAUGGGUAUUCUUCUACCAUCAAGGACAAGAUCCUGACAAUUGAUGUAAAACCUGGCUGGAGGCAAGGCACACGCAUCACCUUUGAGAAGGAAGGGGAUCAGGGCCCCAACAUUAUCCCAGCUGACAUCAUCUUCAUUGUGAAGGAGAAGCUUCACCCUCGCUUCCGUAGGGAGAUGGACAACCUCUUCUAUGUGAACUCCAUCCCCUUGGGCAAAGCUCUUACCUGCUGCACAGUGGAGGUGAAGACUCUGGAUGACCGUCUGCUCAACAUUCCCAUCAAUGACAUCAUCCACCCCAAGUACUUCAAGAAGGUGUCAGGUGAGGGGAUGCCAUUGCCUGAGGAUCCCACCAAGAAGGGGGACCUCUUCAUCUUCUUCGACAUCCAGUUCCCCACCCGCCUCACACCCCAGAAGAAGCAGAUGCUGCGCCAGGCGUUGCUGACAUAACUCUGGUGGGCUAAAGGCUGGAGCAGGAGUGGGAAAAGGUUAGCCAGGCCUUAUCUCACCUGCCACCUACCCAUAGCCUCAGGUGUGCAAGGGAGCUGCACAUAUGUGA